AUGAGUUACAUCCAUCCCUCAUGGAACUACCCUGGCCACUCUGGUCUUCCUAUGGAUCACACCCUCGCCUAUGAUCCUUCUAUGGUGCCUCCUCCUAUGAUGCACCACCCUAUUGACGGCUAUCUCUACCCUCACCCUCCUAUGGAGAUGAUCGACUACUAUCACCAACCGAUUAUGGACUACGAUGAAUACACAGAGAACCUAUCUCGCCCAAGGUUAACCAAAGAGCAAGUCGAGACCUUGGAAAACCAAUUCCAAGCUCAUCCCAAGCCUAGCAGCAAUGUUAAGCGUCAAUUGGCAGCUCAGACCAACCUGAGUCUACCUCGCGUUGCGAACUGGUUCCAAAAUCGACGCGCCAAGGCAAAGCAACAAAAACGUCAGGAGGAAUUUGAGAAGAUGCAAAAAGCUAAGGCUGAGGCUGAGGAGGCUGCUCGUCGCAAGUCUGAGGGUCCUAGUCAGUCGUCAGAGUCACAAUCUACCGUGGUGCCCAAAGAGGAGCCCGAGAGGUCGCCGACCCCAAAGCCGCAAUCUGUGAAGGCUGAGGGUAAUGCAAAGGCCGAGGAGAAUAAGAAGCACCAGAAAACAAAGAGUGAGUCUGCCCGUGAAGCAACCUUCGCAUCAUUGCAGCGAGCACUGAACGCUGCAGUUGCUGCUCGUGAUCGCUUCGCUCCACGACGAGACUCGCAUUCCAAGCAUGAGUCCCCGUUGGAGGAAGAAGCUAUCUCCCCUACAUCGAUGGCGCCACCGAAGGCAGCCCCUAGUGUCUCUGAGAACAAGGCCCAAGCUCUGAGCCAGCCUUUCCAGGAUUGGCCUGACGUGAAAGAGGCGGCUCACUGGACCUCUCCCCAGAGUCACCAGUUCCCCCCGACCAGUCAGGCCCUUUCUGAGCUGCCAAGCUCUUCACACGCUGUGCACCACAAUGUGGAUGCGUACGCGGGUGCUCAGUACCCUCAAAAUGAGGACUGGGUUGAGACUCCUAAGGAUCAACAUAUGAUGCACAGCGUUAGCCCCGAUGCUAGUCUGGGUUACACAAACAUGCAAUACCCCCUGUCCAUGCAGGCUCCCGAUAUCUCCGUUACCCGCCGCGAGUCGGCUAGCGCUCUCACAGCCUCUUUGGAGGGUAUUGGCAUCUGUACACCCACUCAGUCAACUCAGGGAGGAGCGUCAUGGAAGGAUUCGGGCAAGGAACUUGACCUCGCUGCUCGACGUAAGCGUCCUCGCCCUGCCGCCAUUGGUACUUCCAACACUCGCUCCCUAGCAGCUUCGACUUCAAUGUCUUCUCUUUCUCCCACUAGCCGUAUGCAGAACUCGGGUGCUGGCAACUCGAUGAGGCAUACCAAGUCGGCACAGAACCUAAACACUAGGUACGCUGGUGUUCGUAAGGCUUCCGCUGCCCAGCGAUCUCCCCUCAACUUCACAUUUGCCGAGUCAGGCUCCUUGAAGUCUAGCAAGGCUGAUAUGCUGCGGCCAUCUGUCUCAUCAUCAUCCUUGGCCCCUCCGACUCCCUUGACUCCUCAGGACUUCCAACACUUCAUGCCAGCUUCACCCACAGACAGCUACUGCAUGUCCGCACACUCCAACACUCAGUUCUUCCCCUCUUCUCAGCCCAUGCAAGUGAACAUUGCAUCUCCUCCCACUACGCCUCUUGAUAUCUACUCUCCAUUCCCCUUCCAAAACGGUGCCCCACCUAUGUCUGCUCCGGCUCAGAUGAACGGCUUCCCCGAGUAUGUGACCUGUGACCCAGUUCCCAUGACCGCUCGAAGCUGGGCCGAGAGCACUACUCUCUCCUCUCCAGACUUCCAGGCCGGUCUUCAGGUCCCUCACUCUAGCACAGUGUCUCCUAUUGGUUACGAUGCGCCUGUUGACCACCAUGGACAUGGCUUCAUGGAGGCCGUGUCUGGUUCACCAUCCCUCAUUUACUCAAUUGAGGAUGCCGACAUGCCUGUUUCUACGGAUGGAGAGAGAAAGGCGUCUGACUUUACGAUGCAUGAGUUCCACGACCAACAGGAUACUCAUCGUUUUGCAGCUCAGCAGAUGGGAUCCAUCCACAAGCCUAAGGCGUACACUUUUAACAAUGCUACGCCUAAUCACUACCCUUAA
Molecule: messenger RNA, 2100 nt
Organism: Penicillium malachiteum
Lineage: Eukaryota; Fungi; Ascomycota; Eurotiomycetes; Eurotiales; Aspergillaceae
Product: homeobox domain-containing protein
Exons: 2
Coding region: 1-2100 (699 amino acids)
Biological process (GO): regulation of transcription by RNA polymerase II
Cellular component (GO): RSC-type complex; nucleus
Molecular function (GO): DNA-binding transcription factor activity, RNA polymerase II-specific; DNA binding
Source: RefSeq, a predicted model, not a curated record